CUACUUCUCUGACGAUGCUGCUGCUACGGGUGAUGACGGUGAUGAUAAUGAUCAUGGUGAUGAUGACGAUGGUCGUGUCUGCUGUUUAGCUGGUCCGCUGGAUCAAUCAGUAGCCGUCGAAGGGUAGUAGAAGAAGUUUCAUCCGUUCUGAAUUCAUCUGCUCGUGCACCAAAACUGUCCUGCCGUACUACCGAUCGAUAACACGCUGACGAAACAUUGCCAUUGGAUUGUAGCAGUGUUAAAGGAAAAUGAACGCCGUAAGUGGUAGUCUGUUGUAGGCGAGAGCUCUGGGUGAAGUGUGUGCACAACAAGAUGCACGAGUUGUGCGAUGGCAGAAACUAGCAGAAGCUGUAAAGCUACAGUACUGCUAAAUGCUCGCCGUUGCUCGUUCUGACAGCCGUCGGGCCGGGUGUCCUGUGUGCCUGCAGGCCCUCUCAUAUUCUUUGGACUCCUUCUAGAAAGAGGAGCUCCCUAUUUCACUCAGUCUGUUUUUCUAGCUCUGUUUGAACUAUCCGUUCAUUUGCGGCCUGUUUAUCUACCUGUGAAUCUGCGGGUCUGUUUAUUAGGCGGCAGAGCUUUCGGAUGACGUCGACAACGAUCGUCAGCAAAUUGUGGGGAAGCUCUCCUGCCGGCCGGCGGCUUCUCGUCGACGUUAGAGCAUUGCUGCUCGUAGUAACACAAGUGGUCAUAUUAUAGACCUGCCCCGUUGAGAGGACUGCGUUCCCGGCAUCAGGAUUAGCAUCGGCAGCUACGAUUGCCGCGGCAGCACCACGAGUAGGAGCAUCGUCGACGGGAGCACCAACAGCACCAGAUACUGCCAGCAUCAGCAGAAUUCUAGCUGCGAUCGCGCCAGCACUGAAACAUCAUCAGGCCGCAGGAACGCUGCGGAGGAAUUCUCCCAAUAGCAGCAAAAGCAGCCGUAGUUACGCUAGGUAGAUACCCCAGCGAAACGAGGACUAUCGAAGUUGGAGCCACGGCCGUAGUAACGGAUGCGACAACAAAGCCUGCUGCAACUGCUACUGCUUCUACCAGUAGAAGCGUUAAAGCGAACGCGAGCAUCCAUUAGCCAGCUGAGUAGCGAAGCAACGAAUAGACAAACUAACGAACGAAAGGACGAGUGAGCGGACGAUAGCGUGUAUUCGAACGAACCGCCGGGAACUUGUCGAACGCUGGCUAUGACAGUCAGUGACUGGGAUGUUUGGACGCUUAGGAUAAAAUAGAGUCGAAAGCGAAAAAGGCCAAUCUGAUCCGCGUAAUUUAGAGUUUUGGCUUCCCUUAAAGUUUUCGAUAAUCUGUUUGAUGUCAUUCUCUGUCGACACUGUUAUAGCGUCACGAUCAUUAUAAUUCGUCAACUCGAGUGUUCGUGAAGAACGAUACGUGCUUUUGUAUUGUUUGGACGACCGGACGUAAAACUCUUUUGAGCAUAAAACGGUUAAAUAGAAUCGUUCUAUUCGGUUUAAUAGUGUACCCAGAAUUAGGUCGGGCUCAGUGUUGAAGGCGUCAGCUGGCGAAACAUCUUUGAAGGGACAUCCGUUCGAAUAACAAAAACUACUGGAUAAUAGGUGGUUCCUAUCGUAGAAUAGAUGUGGACAAACAAAAAGGAAUAAGACGGUUAUGCUAUCAAGAUAUGCAAUCAAAUUAGCGUCGACAUCCAUGAAGAGUGGAUACGAUUUAUAGUUCCACGCUGAACGAGCUGAGUUUUAUUAGAGGACCAAUAGAGAUUUACCGGUUUGAAGUAUCGGCUUGUGGGAAACACUGCUUUUGAUGGUGACAAAGGCACAGUAAUGCAAAAUCGGUGACGAAACAUUCAAAUCCUGAUUGCUCAGGAUGACAUCGGGCUCAGGAGAACAGCUCCGGCUGGUCAUUUGGAAAAAUCUGUUGUUACGUAGACGGAGACCGAUAAUUUUGAGCCUAGAGGUGCUAUGGCCAAUAACUAUCUUCGGCCUCUUGGUGGGCCUCCGGAUAUUGUUGCCCGCGCACCACCAGACUGCGUGUUACUACAAUGCCCGUGCCCUUCCCUCGGCCGGGGGUCUACCACUUUUACAAGGACUUAUAUGUAAUAUCGACAAUCAGUGCCUUAACCGGACGCAAUAUGAGGAUAUACCGACCUACCCAGGAUCCAAGCUGGAUUCGUUAGUUGGGACUGUAUCUCCACUGUUUAAUAACGAGCGGCUGCUCGGUCUAGCCAGAGAGCUUCCAACGUCCGCGCGUCUUCUGGAUGCAAUCGGCAACUUGCUUUCCCACGACACUGUCAAGCAACUCCUGGUUACGGGAAUUCCUGUACAUAAUCUUGCGACGGAUUCUGAUGAGGUACGCGCUGUGUUUGUCGAGGCCCGAAUGCCCCUGGACGUCAUUAAUAGCCUACUUGCAUCUCGACUUAGUCUACCGUCACUUGUGUACGGACUCAUCACUAAGCAUGCUGCCUGUGACGAGCCACUCAUCAAAAGCAUUAUCAUCUCAUCCGAUCCUCGUGUUGCAAGAGAGCUCGCCAAUCUUUGUCCUUUUAGUGACGACUUCAAGGAAGGUCUGCAGCAGGUAUUGAAGGUCGAGGAAGUGAUUCGGCUUAUAUCAGGUACAGCAGAAGCUUUGGACCAACCACAAAUGGCUAUGCAAGUGGCUGAACUGACUGAUCUCGUGAAACUCGCAGCGCGGUUAAACUUUGGAUCAGGAAAUCACUGGUCGGAAGUUGUUCGUCAUUCUGCCGACGUGCUGGCUCAUUUAUCAAACAAGGCGAACAUGGCGUUUCUUCGUGAAGUUUUUCGAGAUUGGGGUCGGACUAUAUUCCCCCAAAUGUUCAUGGAUAUCAACUUAAUUGCCGAUACAUUAGCAAAGAGUUUCUGGACAGAGCCGUCAUCAGUGUACAAUGACACGGAACUGCAAGCAUUUGUGAUUUCAUUAGAUAAAGUCAUGAAGGCUGUUUCUUCAUCUAAGGGAGCAGUCAGUAAGGUCUUCACUGUUCUGUCGGGAAACGUAGCUGAUAUAGCGCAUAGCUUGGAUUUAGACGCUGACUGGGUCAACAUUGUGACUCAUUGGAUUCACGCAGAGGCUGCAGCGGUAUCAAAGUCGCAUACGUUUCCAUAUUUUCUUCGUCUCGUUGAAGCAGCAACAUUAACUCUCAGUGAUCCGAAGAGACUUGCAGUGCUCCUGGAGCGCCGCCAUGGGGCAGUCCUUAAUAUUGACAGAGAUAUAUGUGACCCCGACGUAUUCGGUGACUUUAUUUCGCAUUCCGGCGAGGCCAGUGAAAUGUCAAAGUAUGCCUGCGUUUUACUUAAAGAGGUUGUUCCUGGUGUAAUCGACAAACUGACUGGUGCUGUUCGAGCGCCGUACCAAAAGGCCACCGAAACACAGGCGCAGGACGCUAUCGAAGGCGUAUCUUUACUUGUUCACGCGCUUUUCAAAGCGGCUCCAUUCGAUCUCCGUGCAAAGCUGGAUAGCGCUAUAAGUGCUUUUACCUUUCAAACUUGGCAGGACCGAGACGAAUCUGGCAGGAUUAAUGUGGUGGCAGCCGUUCUACAGUUAAUUAAUGACUUCCUCAAACAGAUACAUGUUGACAAUCUUGACUACGUCGAUCGAGUAAUUGGCGCAGCUUCUUCGCUGGUCACCAUACUAAACCGACAUAUCAGUGAGAUAUCCAUCAAAGGCGAGGUAUCACUUUCGUCGACGUUCGGGGUGGUCUCUCUCCAGAGAGCCGUCAAUCUAAUUACUGACAAUAUAGAUGUCAUUUUAGAAACAAUAGACAACCUUCUAAAUCGGGGCGUCAACCCAACAGUUCUGUCUGAGUCUGCACACUUUUGUUCCACUGAAAGACCCCUAUCGAGAUACCUUCUGGAAGAUACAGCUGGCUUCGGUGAUUUAGAAAAAAGGUUCUGCGCAGCAGUUCACCAGAUUCUUCCAGAAAUAUCGAGCUCUGGCCCCACCAAGGAUAUUUUCGCCGUCUUUAGUGGCGUGACACCAAGUAAUGUUACCGAUAGCCCCGUCUCUUGGAAAGAGCUCGCUGAUAAUGUUGUCGAACUUAAAACCACACUGUUGGAAAGCGUCAAAUUAAACGCGGAAGUCCUAUUAAGUGGUCUGAAGCCCGUUAGAAAAUUUGCAUCAGGACUACGGGUCCUUUUCGCAGCUCCUGCUACAGAAACGGAACUGUUUCGUCUUAGACUUCGACCAUUAGAGUUCCUUUUAAAAGCCGUGACUCCCAAAAGUGCCAUAAUUCCGUUUGCUUUGCGUCUCACGAGAGAGCUAACCGAACUGAAUGCAGAUCCCCCUACAGCUUUUCAUAACUCUGCUAGUUUAGUACAAUGGGCAGAGAAAAAUUUACCAAUUUUUGCCGGCUCCUUAAUCGACACCUUAGAUGACUCUGAAAAAGUUAAGGCACUAUUUAAUACCGGAGCAUCAGGUAUCUGUGAAAUGCCAGUAGCUAAAAUUCUUAAAUUACCAGACAAUCGAGACAUGCAGGCCAGAACAAUGGAGGCAUUCAGUGAACUCUGUGAAAUUCUGGGUACAUCAACAGCAACUACGGAGGACAUCGUCCCCUUUGAAGUUGUGGUACGUCGUCUGCUCGACGAAAGUGCUACAUAUCUAAGUCUACUUAGCUCGAGACAGGCGUAUAGUCAACUGUUCAAAGCUGUUACAUCGAUUAAUGCUCUCGCUUCUCAAGCGGAUGCCUCGAAGGCCUCGUCUAUCGAUGAUCUCAUUGCAAAAUCGCUCUCUUCCUUAAUAUCUGCGAUCGGUAUAUCACCAAACACUAUGGCUCUCGCCUCAUAUAAUUGCUCCGUCGAACGUGCGCUACGUGUACAAAAAGGGAGCUUUAGAAGUUCCAUUUGGACUUUAUUGAAGGACUCAGCUAGCAUCGCCGGUGACAGCCUGGCGGUUUUCAUGCAGCCUUCCAAAAUGAAGAAGGUGGUACCGUUAAUAAACACAUGGAUCAGCAAAGGCGGCUUUUGUCAAGGAAACGAGACUUUUAAUCGCCUCAGUUCUCUCCUCGGUAUAUUUCCCUCCAGUUUAGCUAAUUUGAAAAAUGUGGUUUGCGUCAGCAGUGAGGAAAUCGCCGAGGAGUUCCUACCCUGUGAGACUGUCACGCCCGCACCGAAACUUCUUGACGUCGUAACAAAUGCUGUUCGUCAGCUGAGCAACUCCGGCGGCUACUCAGUACAGUCCAGUUCAUUUUCGCUUACCAGUUGGGCAGAUGUUGUCCUUGGUCUCGGAAACCUGUUUAGAAAUGGCCUGCUCGACCAAGAUCUUGAAGAUCUAUCUUCGUGGUUUUACCUUCUAGACAAAGUUCUCAAGCCGUAUCCUAUAAUCGACAGUGAGCUAAAGACAAUAAUCACAGCUGCUGGCUCUUGGGCAAAGCAAACUCUCUCAAAGAAAACGGUCAACAGCACAGACCUUUCAAUGGAGUAUCGUCGUCUUUUUGAAAUACUUAAGUCCGCUACGGGUCGAACAGCUCUCGAAGCAGCCAUGUGGUUUGUUGCUUCGGCCCAAAAGGGCAUUUUCGACUUUUCGUUCAGUUCACUGAAUGAAACGUUCAGUUACCACUGCGCGAUACCAAGUACUGAGGUUACAAGGCUGGCAUGCCACAACGAAACGCAAGCCAUUGUACGCCACUUACUGACCCGAAAUACAACGAUAGCGGAUGUUCCCGAGAUGACCACGGAGGAGGCUGCAAAGAACCUGUUUGCCCUACUCCACAGAAUCGACAAAACAGCCGCUCUGAAUUUAAUGGAUGCUUUCGAACAUGAGGCAACUAAAUACCAAAAUAGGAUUCUCCAUGGGCUGGGACGUGUGAUAAUGUCUUCAUUGUGGUGGACGCCGCUUCCAACGAAGUUUUCGGGUCUGAUUGAUUUCGCCUCUAUGCUCAACCAGAUAAUCGAAGCUCUGCCAUCGACAAAUGUGACCAAAUUUUUUAUCGACGAUUUUGCCUCCGCUUCGGCGAACUUUUCACAGUUACCCGUUUCUGAUAGUCGGCCUCUGAUCAAGUUCUUGAUCAGAAAUCUCGUCCCCAUUUGGGCCGGUUCGCACAAGUCUGAAACAAUUCUACUGAAUUUUUGGAAUAGCCAGGAUCUACUCGCUAAAGCUAUAUAUCCAACUACAGCUUGUGCGGAAAACGGUUCUAUAGGAGAAAUGCUGGACCGAUUGGAGUCGCCAGUAAAGAUGGUAUGUGCGAUACCACGGACCGGUUUACAGGAAGCUUAUCGUCAUUUGAUGAACGUUGUGCUUCCCGUAAUAGCCGCAAAUGCUACCAAACGGAGGGAUAUUUGUCUACCAAAACUCUGGAUUGAGCUGGCGAGUUGGUCCCGUGUGAGUACAACGCAAGCUGAGCUUAUCUUCAAGUGCGCGACAGAUUUACGUUACUCUCAAACCACUAAAGAGGCGGUCCAUAUAGCACGCACGACGUCUCACUUAAGCAAGCUCGCGUCGAAAUUUUCCAAGCUCCAGAAAACCUUGAAAACAGGUAUGUCGCUUGAUGCUCUGGCCAGCCAACUUCCUUACAUUGCACGCUUUGAGAACAUCGUCAAGGACCGCAGUCUUCUGGAACAGUUUACUGCUGAUGACCGUACAAAGGAGAUCGUCAUUAAUUUUCGAUGGUUGUCACAUCAUCGGUCACCAUCUCGUAUAAAGCGUCUAUUUUGUAGAAACUCGAAAAGCGCAUUCAUCCUAUUUCCCGAAGAAGUAUAUCCGAAGAGCUUCUGCAAUGAUCAUUUCGUGCACAAAUUUAUCGACGCCAUAGAUUUCCACAGACUACAUUCAGAGAUGCCUGUGUCGCAGAACAAAAGCCUUUUCUCCGGAACCUGGCUUCGUCCAUUGCUGCGACCCCAGAUUAUGGCCGCGAUAGAAAGCAUUGCUCGGUACGCACUGCCAUUCAUUCAGCUUGCUGAGGAACCGCUUAGUCUGGACACUGCCACUGCACUCCUGGUUUCCCUCAAGGAAAGGGAGCUUGAGGAGCUGUAUCAAGCGUUCGAACACCUAGAAGGUCCAGUUAAUGAGGCGUUCGGCGGAAGUGAGACAGAUGCACUUGUGCACGCGCUUCGCCGGGCUAUGGGCGCUAUCGCUCAAAUGGCAUCGACAGGACUUUUCGAUGUCCGCUUCAAAGUGUCCGAGGUUCUAAACGAUCCUGAGUCAGCUAAAAAAGCAAUUAUGGACGCGCUCGGUACUAGCGCCUACUUUGUCGAUUUCAUUUUAGGGAUGAAGUUUGACAUUUCAAGCUUUCUUGUUGAUCUGCAUACCCGUAAACUAACGUUCGUUAACGUUGUCAGCGAUCUCACGCUACUCAAGAGGGCAUUUGGCAUGUCACCCACGUCGACGGUGUUUGAUAAAUAUUCGAAAGUACUAAAACAAGCUGUUGAUAAACUAGGCAUACCACCCAAUCCGCUGGUGACAGUUGCCCAACAAAAGUUGCUCAAAAACGUGGUUGAUGUUCUUCUCGAGAAAGCCCUUCGGAAGAACGAUCUGGGUUGGGAUCACUUAGUCGCAAUAUUUUCGGCAUUCACUUCGGCCCCAGAUGUAAUCCGCGAUGCAGAGACCCGCUUCGCAGUCAUUAAGGACAUCGUUGGAAUUGAGACUAUCAAGGGUCUUGCGAAUCUUAACGUCUCCUCUAAUGGGGUGCGGGUUCUUGCCCAUCCAGUCGCGUUGAAGCUUAUAGGAAAGCUCGUGUGCGGUCGUCCUCUUCGCGCCUUGGAACAGGAGUUCAAAAUUCUACAGCCCUCGAACAAGGAGCCACAGCUUAAUGAGAUGGACAUCGAAGAGCUUCCAGAUGGUUUCUGCAGAACUGGAUAUGAACAGGUUAUGCGAUUAACGGGAGGCCCUAUUAUUUGGGGAUUUCUCAAGCCAAUCCUUCGAGGAAAACUGCUUUAUGCUCCUGACACGGAAGAAGCGAAACUUAUUGUCUCCGAAGUUAACAAAACAUUUCAAUCGAUUGAAACUUUUCGUGAUCGCUUAUAUGAGUGGGGCGAUGCGUCAAAUGGUCUCAAGAUGAUAUUGGGCCGAAAAGACGCAAUCACCAAUGUGAAGGAUGCUUUAUUCUCUUCAGUAUUAGAACCCAUAAUGAAGAAAAUCCUACCUGACGGGAUGACUGCUGAAGCAUUUGACUUCCGAAGAGUCGAAGAAGAGGUUGGAGAUGCCGGUGGUUUAGUUGACAUGUUGCAACUUGUGGCAAAAAUUUCUUAUUGCUUCACACUCGACCGCUUCCAAGGAGUUGACACAGAAGCUGAACUGGAGGUGUUGGCGCCGCAAAUGACGCGCCGCAAGGAGUUUAUCGCGGCAGUUGUAUUUGAUGGUUUUCAAGAAAAGAUUAAGAAACGCAUUCAGGAGCCAUUUGGUAACUCUAAACUAAAACCAGCUGGCCGAACUAAGCGAGGUUUUUGGGAAAUGAUCGGUUUCGUCGAUGACAACAGUGAAGCGCGGCUCCCUCACGAGAUCAGCUACAAAAUCCGUAUGGAUAUCGAUAAUGUCCCACUGACACAUAGGCUCAAAGACCUUUUUUGGAAGCCUGGUGCAAAAGCCGAUUUCUUCGAGGACAUGCGAUAUCAACGUGGCUUCUCUCAAAUGCAGCAAAUUAUUGAUUCGGCUAUCCUCUCCGUUCUUCGACGAGAGCAUCGAAAUACAACGACGACAAUAACAGAAGAAGUUCCACUGUUACCGCCAUUAUUUGUUCAACAGUUUCCCUACCCGUGCUACGAAAACGACACUACUGGACAUUUGCUUAAAUCAGUCGUACCAAUGGCAUGUCUAUUGUCAUGGCUGUUCUCUGUGGCGUUCUUAAUCCGUCAACGGGUACUCGACCGGGAGCAGCACCUACAGGAAGUGUUAGCUGUAAUGGGCUUGAAGCCGUGGGUGGAUGUGACUGCCUGGGUUCUCCUUUCAGGAUCAAUAUUUUUCUUCAUAGUUCUCGUGACGACAUUGUUGGUAUCCUUCAUACUGCCCAACUCAAAUUUCUGGCUCCUUUUCAUAUUCUACCUCGCUUUCGCCAUGUCUAUAUUGAGCUUCUGCUACCUCAUAUCGAAUCUACUGCAGAGUAAUGCCACCCUGGCUGCUCUCACAGGCACUUUACUAUAUAUGAUUUCGUUUAUACCUUUCAUCGUGACGUUAACAUCCGAAUCAGUACUCCCACUGGGAACAAAGUUGCUGUUGUGCAUAUCCAUGAGUUCGGCGUUCUGUUACGGCUCUCUCUAUAUAACCAGGUUCGAACAACAAACACUUGGUCUCACGUGGAAGACGGCAUUUUCCAGCCCUUUAGCAGGAGAUCACAUGCAUUUCAUGUACGCUCUGGGUAUGCUAAAUUUGUGUACAAUUAUCUACUCCCUAUUCGGCUGGUAUUGCGGUUACGUCUUUUGUAGUAACCCUAUUCUACGAAAAAAAUGGUACUUUAUAUUCCAGUAUGAAUUCUUCUUUGGCGACCAGUCUGAUGGAGGGGACACGAUGUACAUCGAUAAUAAGGCGGACGGUGUAACAAUCUCAGACCUUGUCGUUCGCUUUGACUCUGGGAACACUGCCGUCAAUGGACUUACGUUAAACCUGCGUGAUGGUGAAAUUACCUCGUUGCUAGGCCAAAACGGUGCAGGAAAGACGACAACGAUUCGAGUACUAACCGGCCAGUGUCGUGCAACGGGAGGGCGCGUUCAGGCCUAUGGAAUUGAUAGCCGUAAUCUGAGAGAUCUUCGACGCUUGAUCGGCUAUUGUCCUCAAUACAACACACUGUUUGACAAGCUAACUAUUAGAGAACACUUUCAGUUCUUUGCUAGACUAAAAUGCUCCGGCUUCGCUUCAGAGGAACAGAUCGAAGGUGAAGUUUCGACCAUGCUUCAUAUGAUGGAUUUAACGCACUUGCAGAAUCGGUUAUCAUGCGAGUUAAGCGGAGGCCUACAACGAAGACUUUGUGUUGGUUUGUCAUUUAUUGGCGGGUCGAAGCUAAUCAUUCUUGACGAGCCCACCAGUAGCGUUGAUCCUGUCGCCCGGAGACAAAUCUGGGACCUCGUACUGAAGUACCGGAAGCGGCGAACAAUUCUUCUAACAACCCACCACAUGGAUGAGGCCGAUAUUCUUUCAGAUCAAGUGGCUAUCAUCCACAGAGGCAAUCUGCUCUGUGAGGGGUCGCCAAUUACACUAAAGACACGUUUCGGCUGUGGCUACCAGCUGGCCAUUAACCGAAAUUCCGGCAGAGGUUCGGAUUCGGGCCUGUCGGCUAGCGACGUCAGUUUAACUUCGAAUAAUUUCUCCGUCGAUCUCAUUGAUGACAUACGAGAGUUCGUUCCCAGCGCCCUCAUUGCUAGCGACGAGGCUGAUCAAAUGGUUAUUAACUUACCGCAUCGCUCAGAGCAGGGAAUAGUGUAUGAUUUCGCAGGAUUAUUUGAAAAACUUGACACGACAACUUUACUAGGCUAUCACGGUUUCAGCAGCUAUCGUGUAACGAGCACUACACUCGAAGACGCUUUCCUUAACUUGUGCUCCGACAGUAGCGUGAACUGUCCUACCGGUUUUCAAAUCAGUCAGGAAUUUGAAUCUGCUGGUUCGGACGGGUCGGCGUCUCCGGUGUGGGACUCAGCUUCGACAAACUCGCUCUAUCUCACGUCUAACGAUCGCAUACGCGGCUCUCGCCUUCUGCUGACGCAACUGCAGGCGUUGCUUUAUAAACGCUUUAUGCACUCAAUUCACAAUUGGAAAGUGUUGUUUUCGUCUGUAGUAAUGCCGUGUCUGUUCAUUGCGUUGGCCAUGGGUAUCACCUCCUUGAAGCCAGACAACAUCAAAGAACCCUCGCUUGAGCUGCAUAUGAAUUUGUACGGCAGGCCGGCCUUAUCGGUACUCAGCGGUCAGGCAGGACUGCCUCUCAUGAAGGAACUUCUUGGGGAGAACAUAGUACGGCUUGAUGGUCGCAUGAAUGUAUUGCCACAAGAUGGUUUCUGCCCCGCUGUGGAUUGGGCCUGGAAGACCUUAGAUUGGAGUUCCAUUAACACGUUUGACGCUUUUAACAGUUCGCAAGUACUGUUCGCCCUUGAUCCUUCUAAGGUGGAACUUACUGACUACCUUUUAGCUACCUAUGCAGAAUUUGCCGACAAACGGUACGGAGGCUGGUCGCUAAACCGGGAACACAUAAAGAUUUGGUAUGACAAUACUGCCCAUCACGCAUUGCCAAUCUAUCAAAACCAAAUAACAAACGCGUUUCUAAGAAAACACUACAACAAUUAUACCAUACGCGUGUCUAACCAUCCGCUUCAUCUUACCCAAGAACAACUUGGUCGGGAGACAUUCCUGAGUAGACUAGCCGAUCUGGGCGUUGCAUUGGUCAUCCUUGUCGGAUUGGGCUUCAUUCCUGCGUCAGCCGUCAUCUACGUCGUUCAAGAGCGUGCCCGAGAGGAAAAAACGGUGCAACACUGUUCGGGUGUCGCCAAACCAACAUACUGGGUAUCGGUGUAUCUGUGGGAUCUGAUUGUUUUGCUGAUAUGUAUUGCACUGUGUACAAUCGUCAUUCAGAUGUUUGCUAUCCCAAUCUACGUCGGUCGUUCGAAUUUUGCAGCCUUUAUACUGCUGCUUUUCCUAUUCGGAUUCUCUUCAUUGCCACUUACUCAGAUUGCCUCACAUCUAUUCAACGAACCCUCGAUCGCAUUUAUGGUUACAUACUGCCUGAACCUGUUCUUUGGACUGUCAAUUUUCCUCGUGCUUCUUCUGUGCCAAGCCACUACCUUCGACGUCGCCCACUUAUUGGGUCUCUGCGUUCCACAAUACGCGUUUAUUCAGGGCAUUCUUGUACUCUUCAAGAACCAUAUUACCGCUGACAUCUAUGACAUAUUCGACCAAGACGUCUAUGAAGAUCCCCUCCACCUUCUUUCGGCGAAUUACUGGAUGAUGUUGGCUGUUGGAAUUGUAUGUUUCGGUAUCAACGUCCUGAUUGAUUGUAACGUUUUCUCAAUGGCGAGAUUUCGCCGACGGAACGAGCUCGUCCUCCCUCAAGACGAGGACGCCGAUGUGAUCAUGGAACGUAAACGAGUUAUAUCGGCCAUAGGCGAAGACAUUUUAUCACUGGUUAAUCUCAGUAAAGAUUACAAGUCUUUCGGUCUAUCCAAGCCUCAACGUGCGGUGGACAAUGUCUCGUUUGGAAUUGGAAAAGGCGUCUGCUUUGGAUUAGUAGGGCUGAACGGUGCUGGCAAAACCACCCUUUUUAAAAUACUUACGGGUCAUAUCCAGCCGACAUCGGGACGUGCCUUCCUCAAAGAGAAAAGUGGAACAUACCGUACACUUGCGGAAUUGAAUAACCACGUUGGAUAUUGUCCGCAGAGCGAUGCGGUCGACGACCUACUUACUCCAAAACAGCAGCUUACCAUUUACGCUCAGCUAAAAGGUAUACCAAGCCCUGAUGUAGACGAAGUUGUCCUUAAAGCGCUCACCAUAUUCCGUUUACAAGACUUCGCAGAUAGGCCGUGCGUGGCGCUAAGUCGAGGUACCCGGCGGAAAGUAUGCACAGCCAUGGCAUUCCUUGGAGACCCGCAGCUAGUGCUUCUCGAUGAACCCACUACGGGCAUGGACCCAGUUACGCGCCGUUUGCUAUGGAACAGCGUGCACAAAUGCGUCGAUUCCGGAAGAUCAGUAUUGUUAACAUCACACAGUAUGGAAGAGUGUGACGCAUUAUGCCAUCGUCUCGGAAUUAUGGCUCAUGGCAGGCUUCGCUGUAUUGGCUAUCCAGACGCUCUCAAAUAUAGGUUUUCGCAAGGGUACACACUCGCCCUUCGAAUCGAGCCCGGCAGCGAGCAACAGGUACUGCAAUACGUAACGAAGCGGUUUCCGUCGAGUCGUGUCAAGUCGCUGCACGCAACAUCGCUUCAGAUUUCGGUGUCUUCUAAAGAAGCGUCACUUUCUACCCUGUUUUCACUGCUGCAAGAUCCUCGAAGUCGGCAGGCGGGGCUAGUGGAUUUCGCGGUCCAGCAGACUACGCUCGAUCAAGUGUUCGUCGAAUUCGCCUCACAGCAACGCGGAGACGACGACGACGAGGAAGCGUUCUCAAGAGUAGCCACCGUAUCGUCUUUUGGGUCAGCUUCGUAUCAACAACUGUCAUCGAAAGAGUCCGGUGGCGGUGACGACAACUGUCCAAAUGACGAAUCCUAUAUUGAUUCCACUCAUUUUUAGAUGACGAUGAACAUUGUCGGCCCUCUGCCAGAACCCUGACAUCGUCCUGCUUCUUUGUUCCUCUUAAAACAGUUCACUGUAAACAGAAGAUGUUGGCUGCAUGCGCGGCAAUUUUCCUACAGCGUCAAAGUAACGUAAACGUAUUUGGUAACCAGCUAAACGGAGAGCUGACCUACGUUAAAGGUAUCGUGAACACAAUAAGUGGGAAUAGGAAGAGGAGUGUGCAGGCAAAGCAAAACAUUGCCAAAAACAGAUAACGAUGUUUGUAUAAAUACUUUGGAUAUUUCACUCGAUGUGGCGCGUUGCCGUUAUUAGUAAAGGUAAAACGGACUCAUAUAGUGUUGUACAGCGACUUGGAGGUUGCAAAAAGACAGGAAGUACACUACACUCGUACCAUCGAAAUAGAAAAGUGGAUAACUAUCUACUAAUUACCACCAUGAAUAUUUGAUUUGGCUUUUAAGCCGCAACGUCUCGUCUUGCGAUUACAUCGAAAGUGUCGACCUAUAAACAUAAGCAAGAAAAGUAUUUUAUGAAAAAAUUCGUUGUAAAUACAAACUAGAUGACCCCAUAUUAAUAUCCGCAUUUCCAGAGUAAAUUUUUAAGAUUUUAUCAAAGUGAAAAGGCUCAACUAGAUGAUUAUGAUAUGAUAUAUAUGUUUUAGUUGCAAUUAAAUGUAUUAAACAACUAGUUCUACUAAGGCUGUAUACAUUGUACAUAAAUAACGAGUUCAUAUAGAAGACUUUCAGCAAGAUUAACAAUAGCAACUGCGGACAAUAGCAUUCAGAAGAUGUGGCUCAAAGACGUUGCCUUGUUCGGGAUCCAGAGUCCAACCGUAGAAUAUGUCUGCGUUGUUAGAAAUACGUUAGCGUAGGGAAUUUGGUAAAUCUAUAAUUUGCCGCUUAACUGUGUUAGAAAAGCUAUCGCUGGCUAGCAAGUAUACCAUUAGGUUCCGAUGGAUUUUGAAAAAAUCUAUGAAACGGUCACAAGAAUUUCAGCAACGAAGUUCACUCCGUCUGUAUUACCUAAUACGCUACACGAGGACAAAAGAUGCUAAGCUAGAUGGUAAGCCUUCGAGGUGAAUGAAAUACUGUUCAAAGAUUCUGUGAUACUACUAAAAGGCGCAUACGAAACGCGCUCAAGUCAUAAAUGGCAAGUUAAUAAAUAGCGACGAUUUCUAUUACACAUAAAUACUGCAUACACAUCAGCCAUUAUUGCUUACCGAUAAAUUUGCAUUAAAAAAAAAUGAAUCACAAAUGGAGUCGCAAGCUUGGUAGCUGUUGAACAUUGUGUCACUCUAUCUAGCAACUAGUCCGCUCGUCCGUUUAAGGAUUGAAUGGUCGUCGAUCUGUCUCAUAACGGCCAGAGCUACCGUACAACGGAGACAUACAACAUCUGGCCACUUGAAGCGAUGAACAAAAUGGAUCGUGGACUUCAGUAUUUUUUUCCAUGAGACUAAUCAGCUUUUCGUUCUACAGCGUCGGCUAUCCGUCGUGUUAUCAUCGUGUCGUUUUUCUCAGUUCAACUUAAAGCGUCUUUAGCGGAAUGGCAUCGCAUCGUUCAGUAAUAUUACUUUGCCAUCCUCUUCCGCCACAGGACUACCAGCUACCUUGCUGCGAUGGUUCAGCUGUUUUCCUUCACAUGUCCUAAUAGUCUUGUAAGUUUGUGGCAGGGGUUUUAUAUUUCCAUGUCAAUUACGUUGCGGUAUCGUUGAAUGGCUGUUUCGUGCAAUUGUUCUUUUAUCUUAAAAUGAAGCGGACCUGAAUUUUCUAUGAGCAUAGAUAGAAAACCGAUCAGUGAGGUGAGCAGGGGGCUAAUAUGAAAGCCGAUAAAGUUUUCGGCGGCUUUGAACCAUUUUCUGAUACAAACGCACACUCGACUACUUGCCCGAAAAUGUAAUAAAGGACAUCGGCAUUUUAUCCCAAUAGAGUAGCUGAAUCGGGCUCGAAAAAACUAUCCAAUCUUUACAUUUAGAUGUUUCGUAUCUGUUUAACAGUUGUUGAGGUAAGUGCCGGAAAAUGCCAUUUGCCCUGGUCUACACCGAAGUCGAUAUGCUAGGUAUAGAUUAUCUUCGAAUCGGUCGCUGUCACCAGCAUCGUUUCGUGGCUUGCUCAUCGUUGAUAUAUAUAGCCACAAAACUUCGCUGGCGGUGACCAGCCAGCUCUUUAAAGAAAUCAGCUUGCUCAUGUUUGUCUUCUGAAAGCUGCCACUGAUAGAUGCGUUUUUGCAAUCAGAAAUAAACGGAUGGACCUGUGUUUCACGGUUCACAUUUAUAUUUUGCUUUUUUUCGAACGCGGUGGAUAUCAUCAAGAUCAGCUGACAGAAACCAGUGCCAGGUCGAUGUAUCUUCAGCUACAGAUUCGAUGAUCGCUAAGUUUAAUUUGGAAACACUUUGAGAGCAAAAAACUAAAACUUACUAUAUGAGAUAUGACAAUAAGUAGAUAGCUUUAGGUAAAAAUUGGAAGAUAUGGCUUUCGGAUGAUUCAAAUUGGGACAUUAGAACACAUUAGGGCCACGCUAUAUUCAUAUGUGGGUACUGCAAUUAUGUAGCUUUUUAUUUUAUCAUAUUAAACCAUAAGGCGAAGUUUCGAUGCGUAAGCUAAUGGCUUUCGGCACAACUCAUCGUCUAUGGUUUUGUUUUAGCGAGAACGUUAGGCAGUUCCGCUUUGGAGUAUCUAUACCGCUUUUUAUGGAAAGCCUGAGGAAUAUUUUAAGUCAACAGUUCUUUCCUUAACGAUAUGAAGACCUACACGGCCUUGGUGAAAACUAUAAGAUGACUAUCGAGUUUCUUUGUGGACCAUUGGGUGCAGCCCUCAGCGACUGUUCGCAGGUAUGAGAUACAUUGUGUUCACACAAUCUGCGGAGUUAAAAAAGCCCCAUGAUUCAGGUACAGAGUUUUUCAUUUUAAAGAUACUUUUUGUAUUGUUUUGGUUACUAUUUAUUUCGUUUCAAAGAAUAUAAGAUAUGAUUUAGCUGUUUGAGAUUAAGUUAUUUACUUAAAGCAGGGCUUUUUCUAUGCGAUAAAUCGACGUCACUCCGUUAUUCGAUCCAGUCAAUGGGUUGACGAAAGAUGACAAGGCAGACAAUUUUAAACAAUACGUUUUUUACGUCUCCUCGUCCACGUGGGACACAGAGAUCGAAGGUCCAUAUUUCAACGAUGGAAUGGGCCAGAUAGGUAGGCAAGAGUGAAAGAAACAUCGUAUAUAGUGUAUACACGCGUCGGAGCCGAUAUUCCGCAGUAUAAACUUAUAUUCGUAGAUUUCGGCGGGUCACCGAAGUGGGCUUAGUUAUGCAGUGAGCCACUUCCUGGAUUACCUCCAUAGUGAUACUUCAUCGUUUAGAUUUGGAAUGUGUCAAUAUGCAGCGAAUGUAGACUGAGACCCA
Molecule: messenger RNA, 16485 nt
Organism: Varroa destructor (honeybee mite)
Lineage: Eukaryota; Metazoa; Arthropoda; Arachnida; Mesostigmata; Varroidae
Biological process (GO): lipid transport; transmembrane transport
Cellular component (GO): intracellular membrane-bounded organelle; membrane
Molecular function (GO): ABC-type transporter activity; ATP binding; lipid carrier activity
Source: RefSeq, a predicted model, not a curated record